UACAGCUGGAUGCUUAGCCACCCACUGCACCUGAGCAGAGAGCUGGAACUUAAUUAGCUGAUCCUUAUAGAAGAGAGCAGCAGCAGAUGGAGGGGUAAGACUGCAACACCUUCCAGAAAGCUGAGGGGCUGUGCUCCCAAUAGACUGCUACUGGAGCCACUGCAAAAAGGAAGUGAUCCAGAAACCAAAUGGAUAGAAGGGAAACUGUGUGAAAUGCUUGAUUACUGAGUCUCUGAGAAAACUAUGAUGCCCUCACAUCACCCAGAUUGCAAGAGACUGGACAUAAAUUAUUAAUGUAAAGAAAUGUCAGACUGGAUUAUGGCAUCCAACUCUUGAGGAUGCUGCAUUAGCAAGAUUCGAUGGCUUUUAUCUAUAUCCAGAUCAUGAUGAAGCUCACAUUCCUCCAUAGUUUGACCAUUUGGAACUUGGUUUUACUUUCAUUAACACAGGUGUAAUUCCAAUGACUUCAGUGAAAUUACUCCUGAUCCUCAGCAGUGUGAGGCACAAGGUGGAGGAGAGACAGGACAGAACAGGUUGGGAGAAAUAUGGCUUUGGUGGUGACCUUGGAACACUGGACAGCAGGUUUUUAUUUUUUAGUCAUUUCAUUUUGGAUUUUCACAACAUGAAACAGCUCAGUGGGAUAUCAGCAGAAGGUCUAGACGGAUUACAUCUUUUCCAUGACCAGAGAGAGCAGCUACAGCAAACGUGACACAUGGAACACUCUUCUCAAUCAGAGAUGCCAGAUUUCAGAAGGCAAUUUUAUAUUUAGUGUUCAUAUUUGAAAAAAUGGGCAGAUAAUCUAAUAGCAGUAGUAUGAUGUCUCAAAGACUGUGGCUGUUCCCUCAGCCAUGCCAGCUUGUGAGCCCAAGACUAACGGGCACCAUCCAGCUCCACGACUCUCUGUUUCUUCCCGGACCUCUGUGGUCGCCACCAUGGAAACCACCUCCCAGGGCUCGCAGACAGUCAUGAAGUGGAAAACAGUGGUGGCCAUCUUCGUUGUGGUUGUAGCUUACCUGGUAACUGGAGGUCUUGUCUUCCGUGCCCUGGAGCAGCCUUUUGAAAGCAGCCAGAAAAAUACAAUAGCCUCAGAGAAGGCAGAUUUCCUUCGGGAGCAUGUUUGUGUGACCCCAAUGGAGCUGGAGACUCUGAUUCAGCAUGCCAUUGAUGCAGAUAACGCAGGAGUCAGUCCCAUAGGAAACUCUUCUAACAACAGCAGUCACUGGGACCUUGGAAGUGCCUUUUUCUUUGCUGGAACAGUCAUCACAACCAUAGGGUAUGGGAACAUCGCCCCAAGCACUGAAGGAGGCAAAAUUUUCUGCAUUUUGUAUGCCAUCUUUGGGAUUCCACUCUUUGGCUUCUUGCUGGCUGGAAUUGGAGAUCAACUAGGAACCAUCUUUGGGAAAAGUAUCACAAGAGUGGAGAAAGUUUUCCGAAAAAAACAAGUGAGUCAGACAAAGAUCCGGGUAAUCUCCACUAUCCUCUUCAUCCUGGCAGGGUGCAUUGUCUUUGUGACCAUCCCUGCAGUCAUUUUCAAACAGAUUGAAGGAUGGACAGCCUUGGAGUCCAUUUACUUUGUGGUCAUCACUCUGACCACGGUUGGCUUUGGCGAUUUUGUAGCAGGGGGAAAUACUGAUAUCCAUUAUCGGGAGUGGUACAAGCCCUUAGUCUGGUUUUGGAUCCUCGUCGGCCUUGCCUACUUUGCUGCUGUCCUGAGUAUGAUUGGAGACUGGCUAAGAGUUCUAUCCAAGAAGACAAAAGAGGAGGUUGGUGAAAUAAAAGCCCACGCGGCUGAGUGGAAAGCCAACGUGACUGCUGAGUUCAGGGAAACCCGGAGGCGGCUCAGCGUGGAGAUCCAUGACAAGCUUCAGAGGGCAGCCACCAUUCGGAGCAUGGAACGUAGGCGUUUAGGGCUGGACCAGAGGGCCCACUCACUGGAUAUGCUCUCUCCGGAGAAGCGCUCUGUCUUCGCUGCCUUGGAGACAGGACGCUUCAAGGCCUCAUCUCAGGAAAGUAUCAACAACAGACCUAACAACCUGCGCCUUAAAGGGACAGAACAGCUCAACAAGCAUGGGCAGGGGUCAUCUGAGGACAACAUCAUCAACAAGUUUGGCUCCUCGUCCAAGCUGACCAAAAGGAAAAACAAAGACCUGAAAAAGUGCAUCCCCGAGGAUGUGCGGAAAAUUUAUGAGACCUUCCGACACCUCUCCUUGGAUGAAGAGAAGAAGGAAGAGGAGACUGAGAAGAUGUGUAACUCAGAGAACUCUUCUAGCACAGCUAUCCUGACUAACUGUAUUCAGCAACACUUGGACCUGGAAAAUGGAACCAUCCCCACUGAAACCAAAGAAAGGGAACAUGAAAACAAAACGUUACUUGAAGACAGAAAUUAAAUGUAAAAGAUGCUUGACUUUAAUUAACUUAUGUUAGUGUUUUUAUAUACAUACAUAUAUAUAUAUUGAGACACGUGCCUUAUACAGACUCCUUAUUCAGUCUGAAUUACAUAGCAUUGAAGAAUAUUUCACUGUGCCAUAAUGACUGAAGCUUGCUCUGCCAAAAUGAAUCAGAAACACAGCACUGGAGAAUGGCAACAGAAAGCAACACAUGGGGAACUUCAGCCUGUGUAAGAUUACAGUGGCAAAAUGCAAAGGGAGAAACUUGCCAUGGCAAUACAACUGGAGUGCUACCACCAUGGCAUAAUGUUUGCAAAGGACAGCUAUGUUAGAAGAACCUGUGGGAGGGUGAAAAAAGAGGCGAGAACUUUGUGUCUUUUAAAUUGAUCAUGGCUUCACUGAGCCUCCCACUGGCGAUUGAAAAGAGGAGAAAUGAUUGGGAUGAACUAGCAACUUUCAAUAAGGCUGAGUUUACAUUUUGGCACGUGAUCCAAGCUAGAUUUUUUUUCAUUUUUAAAAACAGAUGCAUUAUCUUUCUUAACUCCAAAAGCAUGUCCCUGGACUUGGAAUCCAGUUGGACAUUGGUUGUGAAAUCAAGGCAGACAUAUUGAAGGAUGUGAUUGCUUUUUUCAUUUAAAAAAAAAUACAAAAAAAAAUUGUUUUCCUUUCCCUCAGAGGAAAUAUCUGAUAUAAACUCGCAAAUACUGAAUAAAAAGCAAGUUCAAACACUACAUGGUUUAAAAGAGGGGGAAAAAGAUAUAUAUAAUGUUUUGCUUGAUGCAUCAAAUAGUGGGCCAAUUUUUUAACAAUUUUCUUGUUCACACUUUAUAUCACUGAAGAAAGUUCAGUUUUAAUGCUGUAAUACUACAGAGACAGAAAGAAAGCGAUAGCCUUUGCAUGAUGUCAGCAACUGGCUGUUCUCUGUAGCCGAAUUGGAAUUUUAAAGAAUAGACUUAAGAGCAUUUACAAUACUAAAAUGAGGACCAGAGCACCCUUAGAAUCUCAGGGCUGUAUGUCCCUUUUGGCGGGUUAGGGUUUAGACAGGAGCUGGUCAUACCCUCCAAAAAUAAACAAAAAACCCU
Molecule: messenger RNA, 3469 nt
Organism: Mauremys reevesii (Reeves's turtle)
Lineage: Eukaryota; Metazoa; Chordata; Testudines; Geoemydidae
Gene: KCNK10
Product: potassium two pore domain channel subfamily K member 10
Exons: 10
Coding region: 849-2387 (512 amino acids)
Biological process (GO): potassium ion transmembrane transport; stabilization of membrane potential
Cellular component (GO): membrane
Molecular function (GO): potassium ion leak channel activity
Source: RefSeq, a predicted model, not a curated record